AUGCAGUCCGAGCUCAUGGCCUCAGAGGCUGAAAGAGAAUGCCUCGGCGAUUACCUUCCAUUGUUAAGGCUCGAUGAUGCUUUAUCCAUCUUUGUCCAGCCCAACGGCAACCCAGUAUACGAGAACUGGAAAGGCAGUAUCGAAAAAUGGGUAACAGUCCCAGUCUAUCGACACGACUAA
Molecule: messenger RNA, 180 nt
Organism: Penicillium brevicompactum
Lineage: Eukaryota; Fungi; Ascomycota; Eurotiomycetes; Eurotiales; Aspergillaceae
Exons: 2
Coding region: 1-180 (59 amino acids)
Source: RefSeq, a predicted model, not a curated record